UGUUCUGGAAGCUGUCAAGCCAGCAAUGUUUAGUUUGUUGUUAACGGUACUCCGAAAUCAACUGCUGCAAGCCGACUGUCUGAUAAGAGAGACUUUUGCACUUUGCUGAUCAGUGGAACCAUUCAUGAUUCGAAGAGUGAUGGGUGAGGUGGACGUAAAGUUGGGAAUCCGGCAGACGCUGGCCAAAAUCGACGAGGCCUUCGCGAAAAGAUCUGAGACCAUCAAAGCGCCCAAACCGCUGCUGGUGGCCGUUAGCAAAACGAAACCAGUGGAUCUGAUCCUCGACGGGUACUCCAUCGGGCAGCGCGAUUUCGGCGAAAACUACGUCCAAGAGCUGAUCGAGAAGGCGCACGAUGCCAAAAUCCUCGAGCACUGCAAGGACAUCCGGUGGCACUUUAUCGGCCACCUGCAGAGCAACAAGAUCAACAAGAUUGUGAAUCUCCCAAAUUUGUACAUGAUCGAAACGGUCCACAACGCAAAACUGGCCGAAAGUCUGAACAAAGCCUGGGAGAAGGUGAAGGCUGACAAGCCGGACAGUUCGAAGUUGAACGUUCUGAUUCAGAUCAACACCAGCGGAGAAGAUGAAAAGAACGGCACCAAUCCGGCGGAGGCCGUGAACCUGUACCGCUUCGUGACGGAGAAGUGUCCCAACCUGAACUGUCACGGCGUGAUGACGAUCGGUCGCUUUGGCCACGACUACUCGACCGGCCCCAAUCCGGACUUUAUCGAGCUGAUGAAGUGCCACGCGGACAUUUGCAGCACCUUCGAAAAGGACCCCGAAGAGGUGCAGGUGUCGAUGGGCAUGUCGGACGACUUUGUCCAAGCGAUCGAGAUGGGCAGCACAAUCGUACGCGUAGGCAGUUCUAUUUUUGGCGCGAGAGCGAAGAAAACCGAAGCAUAGGAAUUUUUCCGGCCGGCCGCCACCACUACCACCAAAGGGGGAGGCCAGAUUGCGAUUGUUUAGUCAUCGACGUCGUCGCACACAGAUGGUGGUGUGGUGGAAGAUGCGCGUGUGGCGCAACUAAACCAUCCGAGGUUAGAUGGGUGGAAUUUUGUUUGUCAAAAAUAAUCGAAAUCUGAAGGUGUUUGCGUUACGCAUCAUAGAUUGAAAUCAUGCAAUAAAAUUUUAAUUUUUUUUUUUGUUAAUUGUUA
Culex pipiens pallens (northern house mosquito) is the source of this 1152-nucleotide messenger RNA. Its product is annotated as pyridoxal phosphate homeostasis protein. The record is from RefSeq and is a predicted model, not a curated record. The transcript has 6 exons. Lineage: Eukaryota; Metazoa; Arthropoda; Insecta; Diptera; Culicidae. Gene Ontology annotation, cellular component: intracellular anatomical structure. Gene Ontology annotation, molecular function: pyridoxal phosphate binding. The coding region runs from base 125 to 901 and encodes 258 amino acids.